Musca domestica (house fly) is the source of this 5390-nucleotide messenger RNA. RefSeq names its product protein polybromo-1. Gene Ontology annotation, cellular component: RSC-type complex. The record is from RefSeq and is a predicted model, not a curated record. Bases 198 to 5219 code for a protein of 1673 amino acids. NCBI's taxonomy places the organism in Eukaryota, Metazoa, Arthropoda, Insecta, Diptera, Muscidae. The transcript is spliced from 2 exons. Gene Ontology annotation, molecular function: chromatin binding; protein binding. Gene Ontology annotation, biological process: chromatin remodeling.
UGUUUCCAACGCGCUUGAAGCAGAGACGACAAAUUGUGCGAAAGUCGACUUACCUAUCCCUAGGCGUCUAUCUAGCAAAGGAAAAAAUUUGGAGGAAAUUGUGUGAUUUUUUUAAAAUAAAUUUAAGAAAAGAAAAUUUAUUUAUUUUAAGUUAAAAGUGUUUGCAUUGAAUAUAUCCUAAUACCUAAACAAACAUUAUGUUGAGCCGUAAACGCCGCGCAAGUUCGAUUAGCAGUAAGAAUGACGAAGAACCUUUACAAAUGGACGACUCCACGCCGGAGAAAUCACCGGUAUUGGCAACUGCAUCAAAUUCCAUAAUUUCCUCCUUGACUGCGGUUCGUAAGAAACGCAAGCUAGAUCCAAGUGAAAUGUGUCAAUCACUGUACGAUUCAAUACGCAAUUUGAAGAAGGAAGAUGGCUCUAUGUUGUGUGACACAUUCAUAAGGGCACCAAAGAGACGCCAGGAGCCAUCUUAUUAUGAUGUGGUUAACAAUCCUAUUGAUUUAUUGAAAAUACAGCAGAAACUGAAAACGGAUGUUUAUGAAGACUUGGAUGAGCUUGUGCAAGAUUUCGAAUUGUUGGUUAACAAUGCAAAGGCUUUUUACAAGCCAGACACAAUGGAACAUCAAGAUGCCGUGGCACUGUGGCAGUACGUUACGGCAAACAAACAAAAACUACUUGAAUCUCUUGGUAUGGCAGAGGACGAACCAAAAAAUAAAAGAGGCCGACGACGUUUGACUUGCACAGCCGAUGAAGAUGGCGGCAGUAAAGAUGAUGAUAUGAAUUUAUAUGAAGAGUUGUUUGCAUCUGUAAUGACAUCUGUAGAUAGUACAAUGAAUGAUAGACCCUUACACCGAAUGUUUCUAUUAUUACCAUCGAAGAAAAUGUACCCGGAUUAUUAUGAUGUUAUUGAACAUCCCAUCGAUUUGAGAUUGAUUGCCACAAAGAUACAAACCAAUGCCUAUUCCAAUUUGCAGGAAAUGGAAAAGGAUUUGUUACAAAUGACGAAGAAUGCAUGCCAAUUUAAUGAACCUGGAUCACAAAUCUACAAAGAUGCCAAGACUUUAAAGAAAAUAUUCACUCAGAGACGGGUGGAAUUGGAAACGGCUAAAGUAAAGCUCGUAAAAAGGCCAAAAUCUUUAAUGAGCGCCGCCAUUGCUGCGCUCAAGGAAGAAGUUGAUAGUUCCGAUGACGAGGAGACGAGCAAAAAGGGAGAAGGUCCCAUGUGGGCACUGUUCGAUCAUCUUUAUAAUGCUCCCGGCUUCUCUGAACAUCCUGGAGCAACAGGUCCACCACUGGGUACAUCAUUGUGGAAAUUACCCAUACGCAGAUUCCAUCCGGAGUACUUUGAGCUUAUCAAACGUCCCAUAUCCAUGUGUCAAAUUCAUACCAAAUUGAAUAAAGGAGAAUAUGCCAAUAUAAGUGAUUUAACAGCCGAUCUGUAUCUAAUGCUUGACAAUGCCAAAAAGGCUUAUCCUCCUACACAUCGCACCCAUAAAGAUGCUGUGAAAAUGCUGAAACUAAUGAAUGCCAAAUUGGUAGAAGAUACUCCCGAUCAAGAUACCAGUGAAAUGGAGGAGGAGGAAGAGGAUGAGGACGCCGAUGAUGAUGAUGAAAGUGAACAGAAUACCUUGGUUGCGUCUGCAGGACCAACCCCGGAAAAGAGAAAAAAAGGACGUCCACGUCUGAAUCAAUCAGCCAAUAGCAGCACGUUAAAUGCAUCAGUGGUAGCUACACCUAAACCACAACGUAUGACCAUAACUCCACAGCUUAAGAAAAAGAUCUUGGCUCUACAUAAAUAUCUAUUGGACUUUUCAUUGGGUACUCGCAAGCCAAUUGAUUUAUUUAUGGAAAAGCCGCCACGAAAAAUAUAUCCCGACUAUUAUGAUGUCAUUCAAAAUCCCAUUGACAUGAAUACCAUUGAACACAAUAUACGGGCGGAUAAAUAUCGUGAUGUUGAAGAUGUUGUCGCCGAUUAUCGUUUGAUGUUUGCCAAUUGUCGUCAAUAUAAUGAAGAGGGUUCCAAUAUAUAUGAAGAUGCCAAUGUGUUGGAAAAGGCGUUGAAUGAAAAACUAUUAAAAGAUUUCCCAGGACUUAAUGAAAUCAAGAAACCAUUACAAAAACUAAAAUGUGGCAGACGUAGGGCAAAUAUACCAAUGGGUGAAAAGUUGUGGCAAUUCUACGAGUCUAUUCGGGAUUAUCAAGAGCCAAAAGGAAAACGUCAGCUAUCAUUAAUCUUUACAAAGUUACCAUCGAAAACUGACUACCCAGAUUACUAUGAUAUCAUAAAAGAGCCAAUUGAUAUGGAAAAGAUUGCUAACAAAUUGAAACAAGGUUCUUACGAGACAAUCGAUGAAUUGGCAGCAGAUUUCCUUUUGAUGUUGGAAAAUUCUUGUAAAUAUAAUGAACCUGAUUCCCAAAUUUACAAGGAUGCAUUAGUGUUGCAGCAAUUGACAUUGCAGCUGAAACAGAGUUUACGUAGUGCCGGUGAUACAGUACCUGAUGUGGGCUUGGCCGUACAAGAACUGUUAAUGUCUUUAUUCUCUUCUUUGUAUAAUCAUCAAGAUGAGGCGGGACGUUGUUAUUCAGAUUCUUUGUUGGAGUUACCGGAAUAUGAUGAAUUGCCAGGUGAUCAAAAGGUUCGUGGCAUAUCAUUGGAUGUGGUGAAACGUCGACUGUAUAAGGGUGUCUAUAAACGUUUGGACAUCUUCCAAGAAGAUGUCUUUGCCUGUUUGGAAAGGGCCAGAAAACUGUCACGCACCGAUUCGGAUAUAUUUCAAGAUUCUAUAGAGUUGCAGACAUUCUUUAUCAAGAAGAGAGACGAAGUUUGUCGCGACACAUUGAGUAGCCCUGCAUUGAGCUACACUCUCGAUAAGAUGAUGGCUGAAGUGGAAUUAUUAAAGCAACAAAAAUCCUCUCAGGAGGAACAAGAUCAAGAUGAUAAAGAGGACGUAGAUAGAGCUGCUAUGCAAGGGGAAAGUAUGACAUUUAACCAAAAAGUCUUCUCCCCCGGAGAUUUUGUAUACUUUACCCACAAUGAACAUAAAUCUCUGAGUAUAGCGUACAUUGAACGCCUUUGGACCACCGAGGAUGAUAAAAAAAUGAUGUAUGGUUCAGUGUUUUUGAGUCCUCAUGAGACAUACCAUGUUCAGACAAGAAAGUUCUUUGAAAAAGAAGUAUUCAAGAGCAGUGUUUCACAGAAUAUACCCAUGGAAAGGGUACAGGGUAAAUGUUAUGUAAUGCACAUUAAGGACUAUAUCAAAGCUAAACCUGAAAACUUUGAUGACAAGGAUGUCUUUGUGUGUGAAUCUCGUUAUCAUGUACGUUCACGGUCAUUUAAGAAAUUCAAAAACUGGCCAUUUGUUCGAGAGAAUGACCCUGUGAAGCUUACACCACGCGAUAAGCCCAUCGAAAUCAAACGAGUUAUGUCGGUGUUCAAGGAACGUGUAGAGAAACACAAGGGUGAACUGGAGGAGUUGAAAAUGCAGGAGUCAUUGGUGGAGAAAGAAAAACCCAAUGUAGCCUGUGACCCUCCACCAAAUGCUGAGCCCAAUGCUGUGUACUAUCAGCAGUUCAACACCAUUUGCAGCGGUGUUGUUAAAACGGGUGAUUUUGUUUAUGUGGCUACCCAAGGAGGUAAACAAUCGAUUGCCCAAAUUCACCAAAUCUGGGAACAGAACAAUAAGUCCUAUUUUAAGGGGCCUUGGUUGUUAACGCCAAGUGAAAUUCAACCACCACUGCCAACACAGCCACCAUUUGGCAAACAAUUCUAUCGUCAAGAGUUAUUGCUCUCCACAGUUGAAGAAGCCAGUCCCAUCAUUAGUAUUGUCGGACGUUGUGCUGUCUUGGAAUAUCAGGAAUACAUAACCUGCCGUCCCACCGAAUUUGUAGAAAGUGAUGUUUAUAUUUGUGAAGCAGCCUACGAUGAGCUAAGGAAAUCUUUGCGUAAAUUUAACCUACCAAAUUCAUUGCGAAAAUUCAUUCACAGCGCUGAAGUGACACAAGAUGAAAUUCUCUAUUUCAAAGUACCCAUUAAACCAUCGAAGGAUGUUAAGAAUGGAGAUUUAAAUGAAAGUUUGGGUAUUAUGGAAGAUUCUAUGGAUGGUAAUCCUCCUUCGGUUAGUUCGGAUAUUGUUACAACAUCAUCGCCGGCACCAUCGGUCUCGUCAACUCCCCUGUCAUCUAAGAAAACUAAGACGACAAAGAAAAGUCUUACUGGCUACAUCCUCUAUUCGAGUGAGCACAGGAAGGGUAUUUGUACCGCAAAUCCCGAUGCUUCGUUCGGUGACAUUUCCCGCAUGGUCGGUAACGAAUGGAAAAAUCUACCAGCCAGUGUCAAACAAGCCUGGGAAGAUAGGGCUCAACGCAUUAACGAAGAAACAAAAGCCCGUUUUGAGCUCAUGGAAGAAACUCUAUCCAUGAACAACUGUGCCAGCCCUGGUCCAAAUCAAGGUGGCGACAAUCAACAGGUCGGCCUUACUUUUGAGUGUCAUUGGGACAAGUGUGACUAUCAGUUUGAAGAUUCAGUCGAUUGUAUGGAACAUUGCAUAGCCGAUAAUACAGGGCACGUCCAACGAACGGCCUCACAGCAAACUGAAUCAGAGUAUUAUUGCCAAUGGCGUAAUUGUAUACGCAUGAAAAAGAAUUUACAAGCUUUUCCAUCGCUGGUAAGGCUUAUCAAACAUGUGCGUGAAGUACAUUUAACUAAAUGUAGUAAGCUUGUAAUGCCCAAUGAACGAAGCAAAAACUUUGUGCCUCGUAAGUCCAAAACAGUACAAUUUGCGCCCCAACAACAGCAACAACAAAUGACCACUAAUGUAAAUCCAAUGGUGGUCAAUGCAAGUCAUUCCCCACGUGGCGUUGAGCAACAUCACUAUACGUAUCAACCGCAAAUAUUUGCACCUCCUCCAGAGCCAUUGUUUGUCACAGUGCCGCCACGACCACAACGUGUUUUACACUCGGAAGCUUAUAUCAAAUAUAUUGCCUCCUUGCAAGGUACAACCCAUCAACAGAAUGCCCAAAACUCGGCCAAUUGGAAGAGAGCGUUGACACCGGUAACACCGGCUGAUAUAACAAAGCCCAAGAAUCUCUUGCCGUCCCAGUGGUUGGGGCGCUUUGCUAGCAGUAAUGCUGACGAUGUUGUCAGAGCCCUGUGUCACAUGCGCAAUUACAUGAUGAACGAUGUAUUGCAGAUAGAACGUACAUUGGAUAGUUUUUAAGAAUAUGACCUUUUUCUCUCUUACACUUUUUAUCUUUUUUCUGGAUAAGCGUACAAUUUUGAUAAUUGAUUACUUGUAGUUUUAAGUAUAUUUUUUGAAAACAUUUGUAUUAUGAGAUGUACAUGUUAUGUAUUUAAAACAUAUUACCGCUAUAUGUAUGUAUUUGUACAG